AUGAAAGACGAGGAUGAGAUACUGGGGGCGACUGCUGUCAGCAUCAUGCUGAGGGCGAAGAUGGACGACGCUCCAAUCGAUAUCGCCGCUCGGAAGGAACCUAAACGGCGGAUCCAAACGCCGAUACCCACCGUGUAUCGAGAAGCGAAAUUAUGGGUAGUCAGUUUUGAUGGAUCGGCUCGAGUGAAGCGUGGCGGGGGCGCCUUCAGUACGAUCGUGUGGAGUCUGCCCGGAUGGGAGGUGGUCAAAGCUAGAUCGGGCUAUCUCGAGAGACUCACCGUGAACGAAGCAGAACAUAACGGCCUGCUCCUGGGACUCGACACGCUAGAGGACUUAGAUUACAAGCGCCUAGUGAUCUGCGGUGAUUCCAACUUAAGAGUCUGGAAUGGGAGAGCCGGCAGUCUAGCGAGUGCCGCUUUGCAACGACAAAGCGGGAUCGAGGUCCAAGGAGGAUCCGAUCACCAAGACCUGGUCACCCUGAACCAGUUGGACGAAAUCCUGAUUCCCAAGACCGAGAACCCAGUGUUGCGAAUUGCAGCGGUCACCACCCGAGCUUCUCAAGCUCAGGAGGAGGAAGUCUGGAUCGCAGACAUGAAGAGGUAUCUGAGUGGCUCGAUCGCAGACCUCACGCAAGCAGAAGCAAGAUCGUACGGCAAGAUCUCGGGCGACUAUGAGGUGGACGAGCAGGAUCUACUCUUCUACUGCCCUCCCACGCCGAGAUCGGGGGAUGAUCGCGAUCGCGAGAUGCAUGAGGAGCAGAUCGGCCUCAGCCAGAUCCCCUUCGGCCAGAUCUCGCAAUUCGACGAGUUGAUCGUGGGCCUGCUGGAGGUCCGCCAUCCGGUUUUCCCACCCCUGAAGCUCCAAGCGAACUACUUCGAGGUCGUCAUCUAUGGAAAACAAGUGUCAGAGGGGGAUCGUGCUAGAUCGAAUGGCGAAGUUCAGUUACCCAGCUGGGCGACACGAGCCGUUUCGAGCCCGAUCCCGAUUCUCGGUGACCUGGGUAAGGUAGGUGAAGGCCCGAUCUCGAUCGAAGGUAACCUGCGUCACGGUCGCGCGGGCGAGUGCAAGAUCUCGAUCCCGGCCCGCCUGGACUAG
Phytophthora megakarya is the source of this 1095-nucleotide messenger RNA. NCBI's taxonomy places the organism in Eukaryota, Oomycota, Peronosporomycetes, Peronosporales, Peronosporaceae. The record is from the annotation of a GenBank genome assembly.